This is a messenger RNA of Sinocyclocheilus grahami, 729 nucleotides long. Its product is annotated as UDP-galactose translocator-like. The transcript has 3 exons. The coding region runs from base 136 to 450 and encodes 104 amino acids. Gene Ontology annotation, molecular function: pyrimidine nucleotide-sugar transmembrane transporter activity. The record is from RefSeq and is a predicted model, not a curated record. Gene Ontology annotation, biological process: pyrimidine nucleotide-sugar transmembrane transport. Lineage: Eukaryota; Metazoa; Chordata; Actinopteri; Cypriniformes; Cyprinidae. Gene Ontology annotation, cellular component: Golgi membrane.
ACAUGUCCUGGAUGCAGUCCUGCAGUGCUGAGGUAGCAUCGUCUGGCCAUAUUGCGAUCUGCUUUUGAACAACUGGGGAUGCACGCAAAUCGAGCGGGUCGUCAAAGUUUGUGUACAGAUUGGAGUUCAUGUUAGAUGAUGAUGAUGAUGGCGGCAGCAGCAGUCGGUGAAAGUCCACACAGAAGCACUGACGAUAAAACAUCCACCCGAAGACUGAAUGACGUGAAGGUAAUGAAGUUCAUCGGUCUGGUGGUUUUGGUGAUCCAGAAUGUAUCGCUCAUCCUCAGCAUCAGCUACGUGUGGACGUUGUCUGAUUUCUUGGCCACAUCUGCUGUUGUGAUGGCAGAGAUUCUUAAAGUUCUUACGUGUCUGUUUAUCAUCUCGAUGCAGAAGACUGGAGAAGCAAGCUUUUAUGACAUUGCGUGGGUUGGCAGAACCGUUUCACUAUAAAUACUUGUGUGUUGAACAGUGUAAUGUGACCGUUGUCAUAAGAUGUUCCAUUUAAGCGAUUCUAUAGAUAUGUCUUUGUUUUGAAAUAAACAACUCUCUUGUCCAUUAUAUCAUAAUUAGUGGCAAAUAUGUAUUGUAAAAAACACUAUGCAAUUAUGAUAAUAUUUGCAUUCAUUUUUGUCAUAUAAAGUCGCUUUAUCACAUUGUAGGCUACAAUUAAAAUCAGCUGUUAAUAAAUCUGAACAACGUCAAAUGAGGACAAAUGUGUAUUUAAGCAAU